AUGUGUUUACUCGUGCGCACGUGUUCAUUCAUGUACUACGCGCUCUCCGAAGGGAUCGCUACAGGAAUAGCUUCCAGAGGGGUGAGUUCUAGGGACCUGCCCGUUGAUUUGUGUGUUAUUGUUGACGGUGGUGCGAGCGGCCGCCGCACGCACUCCCACGACGGGGAACAGAUGCCCGGGCUCCGCCACUGUCACUCGCAAUGUUGUCUCACGAGUGACCCUCAAUGGCGCUGCCUGUGGGAAAUUGAUUCCGGCUUGUAUUGGGCGCUACCAGUCGCCGGAUUGCACAAUGCAUAU
Molecule: messenger RNA, 297 nt
Organism: Iphiclides podalirius (scarce swallowtail)
Lineage: Eukaryota; Metazoa; Arthropoda; Insecta; Lepidoptera; Papilionidae
Source: the annotation of a GenBank genome assembly